Pocillopora damicornis (cauliflower coral) is the source of this 6127-nucleotide messenger RNA. RefSeq lists its product as uncharacterized. Gene Ontology annotation, cellular component: voltage-gated potassium channel complex; membrane. The record is from RefSeq and is a predicted model, not a curated record. Gene Ontology annotation, molecular function: delayed rectifier potassium channel activity; protein binding. NCBI's taxonomy places the organism in Eukaryota, Metazoa, Cnidaria, Anthozoa, Scleractinia, Pocilloporidae. Gene Ontology annotation, biological process: action potential; protein homooligomerization; potassium ion transmembrane transport.
AAGGUGACGUCAGAGGGAUUUAGUGAUCAAUUACUUGAUCAUACGUAUUUUUCUGCUUUGUUACAUUUUUCAGAAUUUUUUGGUAAAAACGUGUAGUUCUAGCUUCGCCUUUGUUAACUUUUACUUGAGAUUCGUUCUAAUAUUUUAAAGAGAACGAAAUGAUUUUCGCUCUAUUUAAUAUCAUUGCUUGAUCACCCGUUGCGGAGAAGCUUAAUUAGUGAAAGCGUCAACUAAAUUGCGUAAUUGCUUCAUUUGUUGGAGGAAUCCUUUUUUGCUGGCCAUCACCGACGAAGGAGGAGAAUUCUCGCUUUGUCUCUCUUGAGCUGUGGUUAGCAUUGUUUACUAAUAUUGAAAUACUUGAUAUUGAACUCGCUUUCACAUUAAGAACUAUGUAAGGCGAAGACAAAGGCUAGCGUCGUAUAUCUUCAAGACUUCACCUCUUGAAUACGACAAUAUUUACCAGAUGGCCUUCGCCUUGGUCAUGCGCAGAUCACAUUCAACUGCACGCCACUACGUCAUGCCGUUCGGAAGUAUUGUCAUUUUGCCUUUCGUACUUGUCAGAAUCCGUAAAAAUGCUCUUUAUUUUAAAGAAGCCGUCUUUGCUCGUACAGCCUUUUAAUGUCACUUUGCGGACACCACCCCUCAGGCAGCGGCUGAGAUAAACAGAAAUAAAUUGCUCCCUUUUUUUUUCUCUCUUCCUACGCUGAUAUUGUCCAUUUUUUAACCCGUGAUGAUCGCAUUGUUUGGCCAGUUCCGUACCUAGUGUUAUCAUAAAAAUGGCCUUUAACUGGAGAUGCGCUACGGAACUUAUUUUCGUAGAUGAUCCAAAGAAUUGAAGAAGAGCUCGCCGAUAUUUUCCUGUUCGUGUUUGCGAGCAGGUGUCCAGUUAUAACGCGUGCGCACUAAAUUCGAAAUGUUGUUUAUAAUAUGUUAUGGUUUCUGUAUGAAGAGGAAAUAUUUUUUGUGAAACCGCAGGGGAAAACAGCGAGCUUGAUGGAAAUUGUAUAGAGUGAUCCUCUCAGUUGGGUUACACAGCAUCAAGGUUUUUUAUUUCACCAUCUGUCAAAAUCCACUUUAUUUCCGAUUUUUGUGCCGACGAAAUCGAAUUUGCAUUCACACUUUGGAAAGAAGUGCAACAUUUACUUUUUCGUAAAAUCGGAGCGCAAUUAAUGGUGUGUAUUAUUGACAGUUUGCACUAGAAAGCUGAGCGGGAUGAAUCUUCGAGGUCUGGGCAAAUAGCUUGCGCGGGCAGAUUUGGUAUCGAAAAGACGCGCCGUUGUCUUCGUUACUAUGCGAUGAUGUACCAUUGGACCAAUACUUGCGUUGUAAAUGCCUCUUUGUGCUGAGUAAUUCGGUUUUUAUUUAUGGUUUGCGUGGUGCUAUUACUGGGCGAAAAAUGGGCUUUUUUGGUGUUUCGCGAAAGAUUAGAUGAAAAGAGCAGGACUAUAGCAUAACCUUCGUCAACAAUGUCAUUGAAGGAAAUUCGCCUCUCUUCCCCAGAAGAUCCGCGAGCUAAUGAAAAAGUUGUUAUAAACGUCGGUGGUAUUAGACACGAGACUUACACUACUACUCUAAAAAAUAUCCCAGACACAAGACUGUCCUGGAUCACGGAAAACAAGACACAACUUCCCGAAUAUGACCCAAAUACGAACGAGUAUUUCUUUGAUCGCCAUCCGACGGUCUUUACACAGAUCUUAAAUUUCUACCGCACGGGAAAACUUCACUGCCCCAAUGAUGUGUGUGGUCCGCUUUUUGAAGAGGAGCUUGCAUUUUGGGGAAUCGAUGAGCUACAGGUCGAAUCAUGUUGCUGGUUGAACUAUAAGAAACAUCGCGAAGCCCAGGCGAAUUUGGACACAUUGGACGGGCAUGAUUCAGACAGGGACAGCCUUUCAGACAUGGAUAUGACGGUGUACGGACUUGUCGCCGACAGCAUUAGAAACAAGAACCGCACUCUCUGGAAAAAGAUUCAACCCAAAGUUUGGACCACAUUUGAGGAGCCGUAUUCAUCUCGGCUGGCCCAGGCUAUUGCAUUUACCACACUGAUCCUCAUUCUGACCUCCGUCAUAACGUUCUGCCUAGAAAGUGUUCCCUUCUUUGAAGACAAGUCAUCCACUCAGUAUCAGGUCCUCUACAUCACGGAUAUCAUUUGCGUGGCUUGGUUUACACUCGAGUUUGUUAUGCGACUUACUUUCUGCCCAAGAAAGCUGCAGUUUAUCAAGAAACCUAUGAACUGGAUUGAUUUUUGUGCCAUCAUGCCGUUUUAUUUGGAUUUGUUCAUCAGCUCUUCCAAUAUCAAAACCAUUGUAGUUUUGCGUGUGGUCAGGCUUAUACGAGUGUUUCGAAUCUUUAAACUCUCGCGACAUUCAUAUGGUCUUCAGAUCCUCGGUCACACUUUAAGGUCGAGCUGUAGCGAGCUGUUUCUUCUGGCCUUCUUCCUUAGUAUAGGUGUGGUGAUAUUUUCAAGUAUUAUCUAUUACGCCGAAAAAGACAUACGCGACACCAAGUUCACAACCAUUCCAGCCUCCUUCUGGUGGGCUGUUGUCACCAUGACGACGCUCGGCUAUGGAGACAUGGCACCAGAAUCCUGGGAAGGAAAAAUCGUGGGCUCCUUUUGUGCGAUCAGUGGUGUUCUUAUGAUUGCACUUCCGGUUCCAGUGAUAGUGAGCAAUUUUUCGUUGUACUAUUCUCAUGCAAAAGCAAGGCUCAAGCUGCCGAAGAGGAAGAGACCGCUGGUCAUUGGUGCUGCUAACGCGCUCAAGGUUGCUCAAUCGUUUGUUACGCAAAGCAGUCCAAAAAUGUCCAAGGAAAUGGUAGCAGAUCAUAUCGAAAGUGAAGAUCAAGAUGAUUCGGAAAAGGAUGAUUCACGCCCUGGUAGUAGAAACCGUUGGUCGUCACCCUAUCCCAGCAUUCGCUCAACUCCUCGAGCGACUCCAAUGGAAAGGCGACGGCUCCCAAGUGCAAACACUGUAGUCAUUCCUCCAUCACCAAGAAACUCUCUACCAACGUUAGGGCAAGAAGUAAAGAGGGGGAGUUUGUUUGCAGUUCCAGAGGCAGAACGAAUCGAAAUAGAAAUGGUAGAGUGUAACCCUUCGUGUUCAGUGAUAGUUGAAAAUAUACCAACGAACGUAUCCACCAAGGAGAGUGUAUCCCAGCAGUCGUCACCAUCAGCUCUCAAUUCAACCUUCAGAAGCUCUGAAAAAGUGUCUGAAGUGUCCUCAGCAGCAACUGCGCUAAGCCCCAAGAGAAGUGAUACUGAAAGUGGUUCAUCUGUUGUUGAGAUGAAAACUCCGCCAAGCUCUCGGCAAAGAAGUACCUCUUCUAACCAGUCCAUGUCCAUAGAUUCGACGCAAGGCUCGCCAAAGCUGAACCCACGGGGGCGGAUGGGACGCCGCGGCAGCCUGUAUGUUGUUGGUUUUACAGCCAAACACUGGCAGAAUAAGGCGUUGAAGAAAAACAAGAAGACCCAAUCUGCUCAGACUGACACAGGUUCGCGUAAGCCUUCGGCAACGUCGACCGCAGAUCGCACAAGCUCUGCAACCCAGGCUGGUAUUGCGACGAGUGGUCGAAGAAGCAGUGGCAAAACUCCUGAUGACUCUGGGCUGUCUUCUCCGGAGAAAGUGUCUCAGUUACAUUCUCAACUCACUGCUUCAAGAGAGUCGGGAACUGCAACACAGACGGAAGAGGGUAGACCCUUGGCCCAAAAUGGUUUGCGAGACAUACCUGACGGCCAUGGUUACCACGGCGUUGAUGAAAGAAACAGUAAGAGUGUUCAUACGUCUAAGCGAUCUAGAAGUGAACCCCAUGACAGCUCGCGAUUCAAAGCCCUCCCAGUAAAUAGAUUACGCGACGAGUAUCAUAAUGGAAAAUCAACGGGAGUGUCUGUAUCUAUAGAAAGUAACGACUCCAGUGCGAGAUUGUCCGACGACUCAUUAACGAUUAGCGAUCGACACCGACAGCGACGCGGAUCCUCUCCACUGGUCAGACAAAAGGCCGUAUUUACUUUUGAUAUGCCUGAUCAAUUAGUGCAGGUUGACCCAAGUGCUGGAGGCCGCCUCGCGGCUUCGAAACGUAAAUCAACCCCGUCACGCGCACACGACGACAACGGAUUUUCUCUCUCCCCUCUUAUUGAGCAUAGCGAAAGUGACCUGGCAGAACCGAGGAAACUCAUGGAAACCCGAAGAAACUCGUGUAUUCCAGCAAUAACAACGGAAAGAAAAAGUUCCAACAAGGGCAAGAAAAGCAAGUCUUCAGGGAUCAUUCCUAACGGUUAUGUCAACGGUUCUUACCAUUUCGAUGAAGACGACAGAAGAUUAAGCGAGAGGCGGUUAUCAUCUGGAACUCAGAACAGUGGUAUUUCGAGCGCUAAAGAACUCUUCCUUGAUCCGGAGUUAAAUCGGUCGCGAAGUGAAACAUACCCGGCUUAUUUCGCACUCGGUCCAGAAGCGCACCCGUCUAUUACCCUCUCAAGUCACGGUGAACCAUUCUACACAGAAGCUAAAUCGUUCGGGCAUUACUCUGCCCUGGAUCAUCGACAAAUUUCGUCAAACUCUGAUUCAAACUUACCUUCUAUAAGUGAAGAACUCGCUGGCUUUAACUCCAAACAGCGCGGGGUAGACAUGGCCUGUUUAGAGACACCAGGGAUGCUGCCACGACCAAACUCUCUCCCCAACGCCUGGAGCGGGAAUCUUGUCCGACCGGUUGUAAUGCACCGUCCACAUAGCGACUCCGUCUACUUCAAUCAUACCGAUGCGUACCACUUCCCUUCGGAAGUGGGUAGUUCAAUGGGAAAUCUUCGACAACCCGCAGGAAUUCUGCGAUUUCCUGCAGCGAACGUUAGCCAAAGUGAUCGAAAGGGUCAACCGGUACGAAGGCACACUUAUGGUUCUUUUGAGGAGCAGAAAUUGAUUCGUGACCAGGAAAUGGAAAGCCUUCUGGCUCAGCGACGCCAAGGGCGUGUACUUUAUGUCCACGUGCCGCAAAGUGAAACCACGAGUCGUACAACAACUGAUCAUGGUGAGCAUGGUGACAGAAUGACGGAAGUAUCACGAUAUGAAAUGUCACAGUCGAAAAAUAACACUUGUGAGCACGUUGGCUCGCCUUUCUUUAAAAAGACGGAAUCUGUAUCGAGCCCAGAUUUGCUUUCAAUGAAAGGAACUUUACCGCCAGGUAGACUCUCUUCAAAUCUAUCUAAUAGUUGGUAUCAAUCGGCCAAUGAACCUCCAAGAACACUUAAUGGUUUUGAUGGGAUCUUUAGUGACUAUCCCAAUUACCCAUCACACCCUAGCGGUGGAGCGCUAUCGACAUGUUCAGUUUCUGUUCAUUCGGUUCCAAAUAGUGUACAAAACGUCUCUGUCAAACAUUUUGUUGAUGAAUCAAUAGCUGCUCGGUUGCCAUCGACUUCACGAUCAUCUGGUGAGGAAGCUGCGCGUGUUCAGAGCGCAUCAUCGCCAGCACUUGAACGUACGGACGGAGAAGUGAUGUUCAAUGGACAUGAGACUUUACAAAAAAGAGACAGUUCAAGCAGGCCUGCUAGUGUUCCAGUAUUCAAUCGUCAACGAGCUCGUGCAAUUUUUGUGGGUGAUUCUGGAAUUGAUAGCGUGGGUAGUUUAACUUCAAUGACACAUUCGUUGGAAGCCGAGGUGGAAAGCGUGACAUGUCCAAGUAACUCUAGAGUCGACAUCCUAAAUCCAAUCCAUGAGAAUGACACUGAAAUCUCCGAUUCGAGCCAAGCAGAAAACGCUCGAAACACUGGAACAGCAGUGUCCGUGCAAUCCGCGAACGAGGACCAUGAGAAGACUAAGAAAAAACAGCUAGUGAUGAGUAAUGUGAAGCUUAAUGGAAACCGUAUGUCAGAUAUUCUUGGUAACUCGGAUUUAUACGAGUCCAGCUUAGUGUAGAGCAGCUCAGAGGCUUUCGUCGUCAUAGAGCAUGGUCACAAAGCGAAAUCGUUGGUCAAAGGAACUAACAAAGGAUCAAAAUGCAUAUAGAAGUACUUACUCAUGUUCGAUGGCCAGUUCUGUAAGUAAAUCUCAUGUAAAAGCAGGUUCUUUUACGUUACCUCUUAGUGAGAAGGCAAAACUUGUGAAAAAAUAAUUUUUUGGUAUUAAAAGAGAUCAUUUAAAAGUAA